This is a messenger RNA of Phialemonium atrogriseum, 2235 nucleotides long. RefSeq names its product FAD dependent oxidoreductase-domain-containing protein. The transcript has 3 exons. Gene Ontology annotation, molecular function: glycerol-3-phosphate dehydrogenase (quinone) activity. The record is from RefSeq and is a predicted model, not a curated record. The coding region runs from base 215 to 2116 and encodes 633 amino acids. NCBI's taxonomy places the organism in Eukaryota, Fungi, Ascomycota, Sordariomycetes, Cephalothecales, Cephalothecaceae. Gene Ontology annotation, cellular component: glycerol-3-phosphate dehydrogenase (FAD) complex; mitochondrion. Gene Ontology annotation, biological process: glycerol-3-phosphate metabolic process.
AACACUCGCAAGCAAAUAGAAUAUUUACCCUGCUCGGGCUGGAUCCGGGGCGGGGCGGCAUAUCCGCCCGAUGAUGUCAGGCAGGUGUGUGCUUUACUUUCUCUACAUAGCUUCCCUCUUCCUACCUAGUUACCUGGUAGGAGUUUAAAGCUGGUGACUGCCUAAACAAACUGGGACUGCUUCUCCAUUCAACACAUUCGGAUUGCUCGCGACCAUGGUGUCGCGCCUCUCGAGCAUCAGGCGACCCCUUGCGGCCUCUGCCGCUGUCAUAGCUGCUGUGGUAGGAGGCGGUAUCGUCUACACAAACCGCAACAGCAAGCCCACCUUCGACGCGCCCAUCGCUCCCCUCGAACGCGACCAAAAUGGCCGGAUCAAGCCUCCAUCCUUCCCAGCGAUCAAGACUCGCGCCGAGCUGCUGGCCGAGCUCCGUCGCAACGGCAGGCCCGACACUAGCACCGAGUAUGACCUGCUCGUCAUCGGCGGCGGCGCGACAGGCACGGGCAUCGCCCUCGACGCAGUCACACGGGGCCUCAAGGUCGCCCUCGUCGAGCGCGGCGACUUCUCCUCCGGGACCAGCUCCAAGAGCACCAAGCUGGUGCAUGGCGGCGUGCGGUACCUCGAAAAGGCCGUGUGGAAUCUCGACUACCCGCAACUCCAGCUCGUCAUGGAGGCCCUGCGCGAACGCAAGGUCUUCCUCGACAUUGCGCCGCACUUGUCCAGCUCCCUGCCUAUCCUGCUGCCGCUGCAGCGUUGGUGGCAGACCCCGUAUUUCUGGGCCGGUACCAUGGCCUACGACCUACUUGCCGGAUCCCAGGGACUCGAACGGUCAUACCUCUUGAGCAAGAGCAAGGCUCUCGCCGAGUUCCCCAUGCUUCGCAGAGAUAACCUGAUUGGGGCCCUUGUCUACUACGAUGGCCAGCACAACGAUUCGAGGAUGAAUAUUUCACUUGCACUCACAGCUUCGCUCUACGGUGCCACAAUGGUAAACCAUGUCGAAGUCACGGGCCUGGAAAAAGAUUCGAAUGGUAAAAUCUGCGGCGCAAGGAUACGAGACGCCAUGGCUGGGCUUAACAAGAACGACAACGACGCCGGAGAGUUCAUUGUCCGUGCCAAGGGCGUCAUCAACGCCACGGGCCCCUUUGUCGAUGCGAUAGAGCAGAUGGACGACCCUUCUCGCAAGGCAAUUGUGGCCCCUGCCUCCGGUACUCACGUCAUGCUCCCCAAAAACAUAUGUCCCAACGGCAUGGGCAUGCUCGACGCGGCCACCUCCGACGGACGCGUCAUCUUCGUUCUUCCCUGGCAGGGAUCUACCCUCGCUGGUACGACGGAUAACCCUUGUGCCAUUGAGCGAGAGCCGACUACGCGCCAGGACGACGUGGACUUCAUCUUGAAGGAGGUCAGCAAGCUUCUGGCGCCUGAGCAUGCGGUUACGCGAGCCGAUGUCCUCGCGACCUGGACUGGUAUCCGCCCCCUUGUCAAAGACCCCCGGGCAGAGAACACAGAGUCCCUCGUCCGCAGCCACCUCAUCACCGUUUCCCCCUCGGGCCUCCUCACCUGCGCCGGCGGCAAAUGGACCACCUACCGCCAGAUGGCCGAAGACGCAGUCGACCAAGCAAUCAAGACCUUCAACCUCACCCCGCACGCCAUCUCCCUCCCCGACAUCAGCGGCGCCGGCCUCCCGCCCACCACCACCACCGGAGCCUGCCGCACCCGCCACACCCCGCUCCUCGGCGCGCACGGCUACUCACCGGCCCUGCCCUCGCAGCUGAUGGAAUCCCACCCGGCCCUCGACGCCGAGGUGGCCCAGCACCUGGCCACCAACUACGGCGACCGCGCGUGGGCGGUCCUCCUCACCGAAACCGACGCGACUCGCCGCCUCGUCCCAUCCUCCCCCAUCACCGAGGCCGAGAUCUACCACGCCGUCCGCGCCGAGGCGGCCUGCACGGCCGCGGACGUGGUGGCGCGGCGCACGCGCCUGGCGUUUCUGGACGUCGAGGGCGCGCUGAGGGCGCUGCCGCGGGUGAUCGAGGUGAUGGGCGGGGAGCUGGGGUGGGAUGAGGAGAGGAGGCGGGGAGAGUGGACUGAGACGAUCCCAGCGUCGAAUCGCUGGCUCUAGGGUUGGGAAUCCAAACAUUUUAAGCAGAGGCUACAUCGCUUGUUUCAGGUGUAAAUUAUUUGAGACACUUGAGGUGACAAGACCUUCGUUCUGCACGUAGAGUGACAUAUAGGUACGUG